Rhizoctonia solani is the source of this 1530-nucleotide messenger RNA. RefSeq names its product U4/U6 small nuclear ribonucleoprotein Prp4. Lineage: Eukaryota; Fungi; Basidiomycota; Agaricomycetes; Cantharellales; Ceratobasidiaceae. Gene Ontology annotation, molecular function: U6 snRNA binding; protein binding; U4 snRNA binding. Gene Ontology annotation, biological process: mRNA splicing, via spliceosome. The coding region runs from base 1 to 1530 and encodes 509 amino acids. The record is from RefSeq and is a predicted model, not a curated record. Gene Ontology annotation, cellular component: U4/U6 x U5 tri-snRNP complex. The transcript is spliced from 10 exons.
AUGGCGGAUAGCGGACUGACGUUGGAAAACCUUGUCGAUGACAGAAAUUACGCGCUGGGGGGGUCCGACCGCGUGAGGGCAGAAAACAAAGCUCUUCUCGAUGAGCUUGACAGAAAAAAACGAGCGAGGACUAUGGCAGUUCCCACAGACGAUAGUCGUGUCAAGGCCAGGUUGCGUGAGAUUGGAGAACCUAUCACCCUCUUUGGAGAACGCGCUGCAGAUCGUCGUGACCGCUUGAUUUACGUGUUGUCUCAGAUUCGUGCUGCCCGAGGGGGAGACGAUGAUAUUGAGAUGGAGGAUGAAUCAAGCUCCAGCGAUGAGGAGGCAAAAAGAAGAGGAGUUCUACACGGAAGGUUCACUGGAGCUUCUAGAGGCUCGCAGAAAAAUAGCCGAAUAUUCAUUACCCAGGUCACUACCACUCCCAGACUUUACCGAGUUGCCCAGCAGCGAGAAGAAAGUCGUCUUCCACUCGGGAAAAUUAUAGAUACUCGUAAACGAGUGUUCGGUGAGGUUAAGAAAUUUGCUACCUAUGGGUCGCAAAUUGGGGAUGAGCGUCCGAUAUCUCAGGUUCGCUUUUCUCCCAACGGGAAAUUACUGGCCACUGGAAGUUGGUCGGGAAAUGUCAAGUUGUGGAAUGUUCCUGCUUGCGAUCUCGCAAAGCCCUAUCGAGGUGGGAAAGCAUUUGCCGAAAAGUGUGGUGUUGCUUGGCACCCACAAGCCACGCUAUCUCAGAGCGCGGAUGCUAUAAAUCUAGCCACAGGUGGGGCGGAUUUAGAAGUCAGCUUAUGGUCACUAAAUAGUGACAAAGCCCUUCAUACUCUCAAAGGUCACGCAGAUCGAGUUUGCCGGGUGGCAUUUCAUCCCUCUGGCCAAUAUCUGGCUAGCGCGAGUUAUGAUGGAUCCUGGCGAUUGUGGGACGCUUCUACCGGUCAAAAUACUAGCUCGUAUGUUUCAGACAGACAGUUGUUAUUCCAGGAAGGCCAUUCCAAGGAGGUUUACGCUGUACAGUUUCAGGAUGACGGUGCAUUAGUGGCCUCUGGUUACCAAAUUGCUACGGGCUCCGGAGAUAAUACGAUUCGUAUUUGGGACAUGCGUUCUUUGCGUGCACUUUAUACUAUCGGCGCACAUACUUCGAUUGUUUCUGACGUAUCGUUCUAUCGGCCCUUGGCGACAGGAGAUAUAUUUACCGACAUUGCGCGUAGUAGUAGCUCCACUGAUGUCAAAAUAGAGGACGGGGAAGAUGGAUCCAAGAUGGAAGAGGAUAAGCCUGCAAUAACAGACGAAAUUAUGGACGAUAGGAUCCCUUCAAAGUCUGUGGGUAACCUUCAUUUACCCAUCCCCGGAUUAUUCUUGGUUAGUUCGGGCUAUGAUGGGAUGGUCAAGGUAUGGAGCGCAGAUGACUGGCAGCUUGUCAAAGCUAUGUCCGCAGACGCUGGCAAAGUCAUGUCUGCAGACAUCUCAUCUGAUGGCCAAUUUAUUGCCAGUGGCUCGUGGAAUCGUUCAUACCAACUGUUCUCCAUGGAGAAUUAA